CCCGGUAUAAGUCAAGUCUUGGGCGCUUUGAGAAGCAUUCGGAGCGGCCUCCGGGGAAGGAGUUUCUGUGAGCUUGUGUACAACAGGAUGGUGCAGGCCAAGAGCUGGACCCUGAAGAAGCACUUUGAAGGCUUCCCUACUGACAGUAACUUUGAAUUGAAGACGACUGAGCUCCCACCCUUAAAAAAUGGAGAGGUCCUGCUGGAAGCCCUGUUCCUCUCUGUGGAUCCUUACAUGAGAGUCGCAGCAAAAAGACUGAAGGAGGGCGACAGUAUGAUGGGAGAGCAAGUAGCCAGAGUUGUGGAGAGUAAAAACUCAGCCUUCCCAACAGGAACGAUUGUAGUGGCUUUAUUGGGUUGGACAUCACAUUCUAUUUCUGAUGGGAAUGGCCUGAGAAAGCUGCUUGCAGAGUGGCCGGACAAGUUACCACUGUCUUUGGCUUUGGGGACAGUUGGCAUGCCAGGCCUCACUGCCUACUUUGGCCUGCUUGACAUCUGUGGCCUGAAAGCUGGAGAAACGGUGCUGGUCAAUGCAGCGGCAGGGGCAGUGGGCUCUGUUGUGGGGCAGAUAGCUAAGCUCAAGGGCUGCAAAGUUGUUGGUACAGCAGGGUCUGAUGAAAAGGUUGCCUAUCUUAAGAAGCUUGGAUUUGACUCGGCCUUUAACUACAAGACAGUAAAGUCAUUGGAAGAAGCUUUGAGGACAGCCUCUCCAGAUGGUUAUGAUUGCUAUUUUGAUAAUGUAGGUGGAGAGUUUUCAAACACUGUUAUACACCAGAUGAAGACAUUUGGAAGAAUUGCCAUCUGUGGUGCCAUCUCUCAAUACAACCGCACUGGCCCACGUCCCCAAGGUCCACCCCCUGAGGUCGUUAUCUAUCAGCAACUCCGCAUGGAGGGGUUCAUCGUUACUCGGUGGCAAGAGGAAGUCCGCCAGAAGGCUCUGACAGACUUGAUGAAUUGGGUCUUAGAGGGUAAAAUCCAGUAUCAUGAACACAUCACUGAAGGAUUUGAGAAAAUGCCUGCAGCGUUCAUGGGAAUGUUGAAAGGAGAAAAUCUGGGGAAGGCCAUAGUGAAAGCAUGAAGAAAAAAAGGCCCACAGAUCAUGCCUGGACGGUUAGCUUUACCAUUCAGUACAAAUUCAUAAUGCCUUAUGUGAGUUUUAUUUGACCUAGCUAAUAAAACACGUGUGGCUCUUUUUC
Arvicanthis niloticus (Nile rat) is the source of this 1195-nucleotide messenger RNA. It is a transcript of the gene Ptgr1, whose product is annotated as prostaglandin reductase 1. Lineage: Eukaryota; Metazoa; Chordata; Mammalia; Rodentia; Muridae. The record is from RefSeq and is a predicted model, not a curated record. Gene Ontology annotation, cellular component: cytoplasm. Gene Ontology annotation, molecular function: 15-oxoprostaglandin 13-reductase [NAD(P)+] activity; 2-alkenal reductase [NAD(P)H] activity. Gene Ontology annotation, biological process: prostaglandin metabolic process.